Bemisia tabaci is the source of this 673-nucleotide messenger RNA. RefSeq lists its product as uncharacterized. Lineage: Eukaryota; Metazoa; Arthropoda; Insecta; Hemiptera; Aleyrodidae. The record is from RefSeq and is a predicted model, not a curated record.
GAUUCGCGUCUUCGUGAUGGAUUCUCUGCGUUUCUUCAUGCUCACGUUAUUUAUAAUAUUUCUGCGGAGUCAAAAGGAGUUCGUAUUGGCAGGGAGGGGAAAGCGCGAAGUCAGGUUCACCGAGCGGCAAAAUCCCUGGAUAGCGGCACUGAUGAAAUUCGAGAAGAACGACCCGUGCAAGCAAUACAGCAUCUGGGAUGGCUCGGCCUAUGAAACUAAACAACAGGCCGACAUUCAUUGCAUCACGGCCAAGAACGCUUAUGCCGAUCUCCCCGAUCGCUACAAACGCAAUCGCUGCAAGAAUCCCCGACAGGCCGCGUGCUAUCGGAAAACACAAUAUAAGUAUAGAUGCGGUUUCAUAGUCGACGCACCAUCAGUCGGGGGAUGGAUCGGCUGUGCCACUCGGUCAUCUCAAGAGGGUGUCUUCAUACGUCUGAAGACAUGCAUCAAGUACCUGGACCUCAACCCACCAACCUGGGAUGACCCCAGACUGAACUGAUGAUUCUCGGAUGGAGCCAUUGAUCCCGGAAAGACGAGAUUUGGCGAACUUUUGAAAUCGAACGAGACCUGGGCCACGAUCUCGAGGGCACUUUGGAACUGGUGGUGGUCCGAUUAUUGAAAUGUAUAGACAAAGCUACAGACAAACAAAACAAACAAAAAUGUCGGCCUCCUA